AUGGCGGACUCUAGCGAAAUUGAUCCUCCCGACUCCUUCAUCAGCAAGGAAGACGGCCUCAGCUACUGGCAAGGCAUCAACGCCGACAUUGACGGCAUGCUCGGCGGCAUCCCCUCCAUCAAGGGCUUCUCGGGCAUCCUGCGGAGCGACCUCCAGGGCUCGCGGACGUUUCUCGCCAAGCUGGGCAUCGGGGCGAAGCAGGGCCGGCAAAAGCUGUCGAGUGCCCUCGAGGGCGGCGCAGGGAUCGGUAGGGUUACUGAAGGAUUGCUUCUCCCGCUGGCGGACGAGGUCGACGUCAUCGAGCCCGUGGCCAAGUUCACAAAGGAGCUGCAGGGCAAAGAGGGCGUGCGCAACGUGUACAACGUCGGCCUGCAGGACUGGCGGCCCGUGGACGGGGUCACGUACGAUCUCGUCUGGACGCAGUGGUGCGUGGGCCACCUGACGGAUGCGCAGCUCGUCGAGUACCUCGAGAGGUGUCAGACGGUCCUGAGGCCCGGUGGGCUGAUUGUGCUCAAGGAGAAUCUGAGCACGACGGGGGCUGAUGUGUUUGAUGAGCUUGAUAGCAGUGUGACGAGGGAGGACACAAAGUUUAGAAAGAUAUUUGAGGAGGCUGGGCUGCAUCUUGUAAAGACGGAGUUGCAGAGGGGGUUCCCCGAGACGGCGCAGAUGAAGCUUCUCCCGGUGAGGAUGUAUGCUCUGAAGCCGAAAGCCGAGGGCUCAUGA
Messenger RNA from Trichoderma reesei QM6a, 723 nucleotides. RefSeq lists its product as uncharacterized. Gene Ontology annotation, biological process: N-terminal protein amino acid methylation. NCBI's taxonomy places the organism in Eukaryota, Fungi, Ascomycota, Sordariomycetes, Hypocreales, Hypocreaceae. Gene Ontology annotation, molecular function: N-terminal protein N-methyltransferase activity. The transcript has 3 exons. The record is from RefSeq and is a predicted model, not a curated record. Gene Ontology annotation, cellular component: cytoplasm. Bases 1 to 723 code for a protein of 240 amino acids.